Molecule: messenger RNA, 1940 nt
Organism: Diprion similis
Lineage: Eukaryota; Metazoa; Arthropoda; Insecta; Hymenoptera; Diprionidae
Product: keratin, type II cytoskeletal 2 epidermal-like
Exons: 7
Coding region: 214-1797 (527 amino acids)
Source: RefSeq, a predicted model, not a curated record
AAACCAAUUUUGAAUGAAAUGAAUUCGUCCCUGAAGGGCAGGCAACCUGUGAUAGUUCUCCCUCCCAUAUGCUAGUUCAACGGCUAUAUAAGAGGUGUAACUGGGAGCGAAGAGAGUCACUUUUGAAUCAGCUGAGUGCUAGAAGAUCAGAAGACUUAGUUGGAGUGUGUUUUCGGAAAUUUCUUGUCUCGUAUUUCAUAGUAGUUAUUAAAAAUGAGACUCCUGUGUGGUGUCUCAACCUUUUUCCUUAUCUUCUGCGCAAGUGACAGUGCUCAUACUGUACCGAAUCAGAAGAAUAGAGGUUCCAGAUCAACCGUGGACAAUGUUCUGUUGUUAGAUAAAAAAUCUGACGAAAGAUUAUCCAUUGAUUUAAACGAUAAACGGAGCAAUGCGUCGAUCGCGUUUGAUGAUAAAGAGGGCGAAGCUGAGGAUGGAAGAAUAUUGGCUAAGCCGGAAGAAUUCCGGAAGACGAAAAAGCCGCGAACUUUUCUUGGACCACUAAGUUUGGAUUUCAAAGAUAAGUUGAAUCCGAAACGUGGCAUAAUCUACGACACACGCGACAGUAUUGGUGGUGGCUUCACUGGUGGCUUCAGCUGUUGUGGAUCCAGGUAUGGAAGUUCAAUGUACCCCGAGAGACCUGAAUAUGGUUACAGCGAGUCCUCUGGGGGUGGACGAUAUUCGUACAGACCAUCAGGACGCCCAAGUGACAGGUAUGGCACACCGAGUUCUGGUCAUCCGUCAGAUUCGUUUGACGGAGAUCGUCGGCCUGGCGGUGGAGGGGGAGGCGGUAGUUACGGUGGUAGCUCUGGAGGAUCAUAUCCCUCGAGAUACGGGCCACCCAGAGGAGGCUACAGCGGUGGAAGUGACGGGGACAGGUAUAACAACGAAUUUCGCCCAGGCUAUGGAGGUUCAUCGUCAUCCAGUUCGGCAGGAUCUAGUGGAUUAUACGGUCGACCGAGUUUUAGUAUAAAUGGACUUGGUACCUACGAUCAGGGACAUGGAUCUGGUUAUGGUGGAAGUGGUUCGAGUAUCGGAAGUAGUUUUGGCGGAGGUGGAUCGAGCGGUGGCCACAGUGGCUAUGGUGGUAUUGGGUCUAGUGAAGCCGGCUAUGGUGCAAGUGGACCAGGAGGUUUUGGAAGCAGUGGAUCUGGUGGAGGUGGAGGAUACAGUGGCUAUGGAGGUAGUAACAGUGGUCCCUUUGGCUUUGGUGGUUUUGGAUCAAUGGAUCACGGGUUUGGCGGAGGUGGAAGUUACGGUCACGGAGAAGGAGGAAUGAUGCCAAGUCAUUCUGCUGGCGGAAACAUUCAGACCCAGAAGGCCUUGGCUCUGAAAGCUCUUGCUGGUGUUGCGCUGAUAGGAGCUGCUGCUGCCUUAGCAACGAAUCCAGUGCUGUUGCCUCUGGGAAGAAAGAGGCGGUCAGCUGCUGACAAUUUCUGGAAUGAACAUCCUUUGAUGUUAUUGAAGGAGUAUAUUUCCCAGAUACCUAGAAACGAUAUUAAGAAAGAAGAUAUCGUUAUUCUAAGUCGUUUCCUGGCGUCCCGAAAGUGUGUUGCCAGACUGGCUUGUGAAGUACAACGAGAAUACUUCGCGGAACUCGCGCAAUACAAAAACAUAAACGAUAGAGAAAACAGCAUAUAUUACAACUUGGAACGUCGAUUUUUGGAUUUGGUACAAAGCAACAUUUUGAACAACAAUUACCUCAAUGAACAUUUGAAGAAAGAGAUCAAACUGGCCUUAGCGAUUGGUGCCCAAGAAGGAAAAUGUGAAAUCUUUCUGUGCACCGUGCCGGUGGACUGAUAAACAUUGUUCACUGAUUAAGUUUUUAAUAAAUUUAAGUGCUCACCAAAAUAACUGUAUUACAUUAAACACAUCUGCUCUUGUUUGGUUAUAAUUGCUCACUUAGGUUGUUCUUUAUUUUUUUCCUAAUCACAAAGUAGAUU